GCGGCUGCUCACAGAUGCUCUGACAGCUUUGACUCCAUCUCAGAUUAUUUUUUAAAAACGUUGCUUUGUACGGUACAUAGACUAUUCAAACACACAGUGGAGAUUUGCUCUGCAUUUACUGGUGAUAAGUCACAUUAGCAUGACUUACCAGGGGGCCAAAUAAAUAGGGGGUGGGCUUUGGUAAGAGGAACAGGAAGAGAGGAGUCGACAGAGUGAAGGUGAAAAGAGCAGACAGACAGGGCGAGAGCUUAUCACGUCGGCGUGUGAAACCCUUCAUUUUCUCUUCUUCUAAAGGUUUUGGCAGGUCUCAGGCCAACAAUGCUGUGCUCCGUCUGUUGUGACUUCAAGAGAUGAUGAUUUGAACGGAAACAUUUUCAACAAAACAGGGUUUGACAGGGAGAUUAAAAGACUUCACCGUGAUCAAAGCUCAAAUGGCUGAAGAGGGGCUGCCGAGUCCUCUCGUCAUCACAGGAGCAGGAGACAUAAUUGAGGGUGUCGCUGAAAAAGGCACAAUGAUCGGCUUGGCUGAAAUCGCACCGCGCUCCAGUGCAGAGUUGGCUCUGAGAGACGAAGAGGAGCACACUGGGGAGGGCAAGAAUGAAGAAGUCACAGUGAGUCAAAUGUGUUUGGAGGAGCAGAGCCUGGAGAAACAACGCACCAACACAGAGGGUGACCAGACAGGAGAGGAUGAAGAGGACAAACAGGAAGACACUGAGAACGUGAAUAAUGGACCGAAAAGGGAAGCGCAGACAGAUGAGGUGAUGAGGAUUCAUGAAAAAUCAGUGAAACCUGGAGCCACAGAGGAUGGAAAGAAACCAAAUGACCCUCAACUGGACGUAAAGAGGUUAAAUGUACCCGAGCAACAACCCAAAGCGACACAGAGCCAAGAUGAGGAUCCAAAAGAGGCUCACCGGUUAACCCCUGACUUCCCCGAUGCACUGUACGAGCUGCUCUGCACCCUUCAGGAGGGGAGACGGCUCAAUGACCAGCGCUGCUCCUUCAUGCUGGAGGGCCGGAUCGGGAGGCGGAGGUGCCACUCUGAGCCCAGCACAUCCAAACCAGCCCACAGAGUUGUCUUUUCGUCCAUGACUUCACUGCAGAAAGAGGAGUUUUUUGAGCUGGUGGCCACAGCUCAAGCCCGCCGGCUUGAUGACCAGAGGGCGCAGCUCGAAAGGUCGCCACCGCCAAAACCAAAAGCCAGGACUUUCAGAGGCAGCUUAAAGCAAAUGUCUUUUGUGAGAAAAUCCGCUCCGGUUCCUGUGCCCAAAGAGGAUCUGUAUAAUAUGAUUCUCACGACCCAGGCCCAGGGCAGACUGGAGGACCAGCGCAGCAGAGCUCCAGGUCCCAUGGACGAUGAGGACUUCUUCUCCCUGCUCCUGAGGGUCCAGGGUGGACGCAUGGAUGAGCAGAGAACUGAACUACCACGCAUGCUGGAAACCUGAAAUGGAAAACCAAACUAAAACUGCGGCUACGGUGGAUGCCAUUCCAGUAUUGUAGCCUUUUUAGUCAGAUUUCCUGUUAAAAGAGGGGUUUUGCUGACCCUGAUGACGCUUUGUUUUAGGGAAUUAUUAGCUUGAUGUGUUUUUCAGUGUUAAAACUGUUGAGAUUGUAGCAAAAUAGCUUGAGCAACAGAUCUGUUAACACGACUUGAGCAAUGUUCCUGAUGAAAUUGUGAAGUUUACUUCUAGUUGAGUUUUUUUCAUUCCCUCGUAAAUAAGAUCAGCAGACGUGCUUUCUUUUGGACACAUUUUGCAUUGUGUUGAAAGUCUGCAGCAAGUGGCUGAAAGGUUCUGCGUGUGUGUUCCUGUUCUCGAUGUGGAGGAGACGUUGUACUGAUGUCAGUUUGUUCUCCUUUUUUUCUACAGUGGACAUUAAAAGAACAGUUGUGUGGAGGAGAUGAAAGCUCCGAGGCCGCACAGGGCUUCAGUGCAUGUAGAUGAUUCUCCUCCAAUGAUAAACAGAAAAUUUACCUGAGCCAGUUUCAUUUAUCAACUUUUUUUAAUUUGUCAAAAAGAGAUCUAACACACACUCUAAUGAAGAUAUCAUUUUAUCAUUGGAGCAUGUAUUCUUUCCUUUGUUUUUAUUUUCUAACACCUUAUCUCAGUGACGCUGUAAUUUUCAUCAUCAUUCACAUACUCGAUAUCGGUUUGAUCUUUCACAAGCUUCCUGAUGCAGACUCAUCAGAACAUUCACACAUAAAUAAAGGCGCUUGUGACGUCCAUUUUACAGUAUUUAACAAAUGAGGAGUCAAAGAUAAAUGUGUUAAUUUUUUACAGAAAUAAAUGAACAAAAAAAAAAGUUGUUAUCUUAAACUUCCUGAUUUUGGUUUACACGACUGAAUCCUAGAGGCAAACAGUGACUAUUUAUUUAAGUAGCUGUAAAAACGUAUUUCUGGUCAAAUAUAUAUAAUGUGUGUAUUUUGUAGAGAGAACUCUGUCAAACCAGUGUUGACAUAAAUAUGUCAGUAACUGUGAAGUUCGCAGUUGAUUACUCUGCCUGUAUUUGCUGCAUGAUCCAUCUUCCUGUUUUAAAGUCAAAAUAUAGCUUGCACAAUGUCACACAUGCAAUAACCUGGGCAACUUUGUGUCCCCGGGCAGAAGUGUCCUCCUGUGACCUCCUCUGGUCCAACGUGAACUCAGUGGACUCAGUUCAGAGGAGAAAUGGGUAUUUUAAUGCACAGUGAAGACAGACAGGCAAUGUGGGUUGAGAUAUAAAGGUGGUGAUUUGCAGCAGGGCGACGAGGGGAUGAAUUUUUUGUUGAAUUAUUUGAAAUCGUUUCAUAAAUAAGGGUGAGCAACUAACCUUCUUUGGAAUGCCUCUGCUGAGUCUGCUCCCAAUCAUCGAGUAAAAUGAGAGGCCGUAAACAUGUCAGACAAAGAAGAGGGACAGAGGCGGAGCAGAAGAAAAACAUGUGACAAUAAUGAAACCACUGAAUGAAACUGGAAUAAACAACAGCAAAUUAAAUCAGGUUUAUGUUUCGCUCCUAAUGUGGACAUAAACAUCAUGUGUGCCAUAAUUAUGCACAUACAUGUGCAAUAGCUCUUCACACACGCUCCACACAGUUAAAGUUGCCACACUGCUUUUGUAUUAUGUUUGACUCUUUUUUUAUUUUUUAUAGUGAGCUCUUUCUACCUUGCUUGUAUUUUAAUUUAACUUUUGCACUGCUGAGCUGAGCGGUCUCUUCCUGUCCGACAUCUUUCACUGUACCGUUGACCCUGUGUUCACCUGCAUGUGACAAAUAAAGUUGAAACCUUA
Molecule: messenger RNA, 3255 nt
Organism: Paralichthys olivaceus (Japanese flounder)
Lineage: Eukaryota; Metazoa; Chordata; Actinopteri; Pleuronectiformes; Paralichthyidae
Product: G-protein-signaling modulator 1
Biological process (GO): regulation of inflammatory response
Molecular function (GO): GTPase regulator activity; protein binding
Source: RefSeq, a predicted model, not a curated record